GUUUUAGCGUGACCAAUGAUCGAACAUACAUGAUGGAUGAGGAAAUUAGGCACUGUCGUCCGAGUGAGCGGCGCAAAUAUAUAAAAUGGGGAGCGGACGAUUUCUGGGACUCGCAUGGCAUUACAUAGAUCUGGUUCAUAUCUUUCCUUGUCUUUUUGCUCGCAAUUUCUUUCCGUCCAUUUCUGCCUGUCGUCAUAUUGUCACGUUCCUUUUCCCCUUCUAUUUCUCUUCUCUAUUACUACUUAUAUCUCUCUUCUUUUUUUUCAUUCUUUCUCAUUGCCUUUUUUCCUUUUUUUUUUUUUUUUUUUUUUCUUACUUCCAAACUUUCUCAUCUCUGGAGACGUCUCUAUUUCUUUUUCCAAGCAUUCUCCACCAUUCUCCUUCCCGCCAUUUCCUCGGAGUGUUCUCAUUUUCAUACCAUUUCCUAUUGUAUUCCGCUCGUCUCCUUUGUUGAGCUCUCUCUCCAACUACAUGAUCCUAGCAAAUUCAAAUAUCUAGCAACUAGCUGCCAAAAAGUUGCCAGCAUGGUCCCCACUGCUCGGGGAGGGUCUCGAGUCCUGCGUCCACAGUGUGUCAGUAUCACUGAACUCCAUAUCGCCUUACAUGGAAGAAAAAUCAAAG
Messenger RNA from Aspergillus eucalypticola CBS 122712, 621 nucleotides. RefSeq lists its product as uncharacterized. The record is from RefSeq and is a predicted model, not a curated record. The transcript has 2 exons. Bases 115 to 498 code for a protein of 127 amino acids. NCBI's taxonomy places the organism in Eukaryota, Fungi, Ascomycota, Eurotiomycetes, Eurotiales, Aspergillaceae.